Messenger RNA from Periconia digitata, 1842 nucleotides. Lineage: Eukaryota; Fungi; Ascomycota; Dothideomycetes; Pleosporales; Periconiaceae. The record is from the annotation of a GenBank genome assembly.
UACAAUCACCUCCCGGCCACCCAAUUACCCACGCGACCACCUCCUCCAUUGCGCCACUCUCACCCUCUUUCUCCCCCCACAAGCAGUCUAACCAAACCUGACCUACCUACGCAACAACUCCCUCGACGCGACAAUCUCCCUUUAGCGACAAUGGCCUCCAAAGAGUUUGAUAGCUCUAAGCAGUAUGACAAGUCAUAUGUCAACGAAAAUAACAGCGGCGAUAUCGCCCAUGGUGAGAUGAACGACAAUGCCGAUGAUCUGCAACGCCAUCUGGGCAAUCGUCAAAUCCAACUCAUCGCCAUCGGUGGCUCCAUUGGAACUGCUCUGUUCGUCUCCAUUGGAGGUGCUCUGGCCAAGGGCGGCCCUCUCGGUACUCUUUUGGCCUACACUUUCCACUCAUGCAUCAUGGCUCUGGUCAACAACUCCAUGGCCGAAAUGAUGACCUACAUGCCUGUCAGCGGUGGCUUCAUUCGUCUAGCUGGCCGCUGGGUUGACGACGCUCUUGGUUUUGCCGCUGGAUGGAACUUCUUCUUCUACGAAGCUCUACUGAUUCCCUUUGAAAUCACUGCCCUCAACCUCGUUCUCAGCUACUGGAGAGAUGACAUUCCCGUUUGGGCUGUCGCCAUUGCCGUCAUCGCUCUUUACGCUGCAUGCAACAUCCUCGCUGUUCAGGCGUAUGGUGAGGCUGAGUUUUGGCUGUCUGGUGGAAAGGUCAUUCUGAUUCUCAUGCUCUACUGCUUCACCUUCAUCACCAUGGUCGGAGGCAAUCCCAAGAAGGAUGCUUACGGUUUCCGUUACUGGCGCGAUCCUGGCCCAAUGAACCAAUACUUGACCACGGGCGACCUGGGGCGCUUCGAAGGUUUCCUUGGCGCUUGGUGGGCUGCAUCUUUCUGUAUUGUCGGUCCAGAGUACAUCUCCAUGGUCAGUGGUGAGGCUAAACGCCCUCGUGUAUACAUCAAGGCCGCUUUCAAGACUGUGUACUUCCGAUACGGAAUGUUCUUCAUCCUGGGAGCCCUUUGCGUCGGUAUCGUCGUCCCUUUCAACGAUCCUGUCCUAGUCGAUAUCUACAUCAAAGGUACCGGUGAGGGAGGUGGCACGGCUGCUGCUUCUCCGUACGUCAUUGCCAUGAAGAACCUGGGUAUUUCGGUCCUUCCCGACCUCACCAACGCUCUUCUCGUCACCAGUAUCUUCUCUGCCGGUAACACGUACACCUACUGCGCAACCCGAAGUUUGUACUCGCUAGCUAUUGAAGGCAAAGCCCCCAAGGUCCUGCGCAAGUGCACCAGAAAUGGCGUUCCCAUCUACUGCUUCGCCAUCGUCAUGAUGUUCCCAUUCCUCUCCUUUUUGUCCGUUUCUUCCAGCGCCGCCAAGGCUCUCACUUGGUUGGUGAGUCUCACUACUGCCGGUGGUCUGUUGAACUUCAUUGGUACCAUGAUCACCUACAUCGCUUUCCACAAGGCUUGCAAAGCCCAAGGCUUGGACCGCAAAACUCUGCCGUACACCGGUUACUUCCAGCCUUACCAGACCUAUGUGGCUCUCGCUUUUCUCAUUGCCAUCAUCUUCUCGUACGGCUACACCGUCUUUCUGCCCGGAUUCUGGAAGAUUGAUGACUUCAUGGCUUCCUACGCCAUGCUCUUCGUCUACCCCAUCCUCUACGUCUUCUGGAAGUUGGUCAAGAAGACCAAGAUUGUCGCCUCCAGAGACGUUGAUCUGGUUUGGGAUGCGCCGCUUCUUGACGCCUAUGAGGCUUCGUUCAUCACGCCUCCUGUUGGAUUCUGGACGGAGCUUUUGCAGCUGAUCGGCUUGAAGCGCAACGUGCCAGUGGACAAGAGGGCUGUCUAA